UGCACCAGCUUGGCCACAAGAGAAUGGAGUGAAACAAGAGGGUACUGAUCAUUUUACGGUGAAGAAGAUGAAGAUGGAUGAUGUAUCAAGCCAAAAAUUGUGGUACCCUAGCUUAUGUACAUGCGCCGACCGAAUGAUAUUAGUCGAGGGCUUGUUGCCAUGAGCUCCUGCUCUCAGUCAAACAUGGGGAUGCUAGCGGUAAACAUCGUUACAAACACGCAUUAUCCUAUCAUUGAUGACAUCUGUGUUGAUAGCCUCUACCUGUCGUCAUAUACUGUAAGCUUGUGGGGAGGUUGGUCCUCAGCAAGCUGACCAGAUUGGACCUCUAGUGGAGGGACCUGGUGCCAAGAGGGACCAGAAGCCAUUCACAUUACCCAAACUCUCAUCCUCCCAGAAUGAACUUAUACAACGAGCGAAGAAAUAUGCUAUGGAACAGAGUAUUAAGAGCGUCCUGGUGAAGCAGACUAUAGCCCAUCAGCAGCAGCAAAUGCAGAAUUUCCAGAACACGGUCCAGCGGCAACAGGCUUUGGCGUUGAUGUGCAGAAUCUAUGUUGGCAGUAUUAACUUUGAGAUCAAAGAGGACACUAUCAAGCAGGCAUUCCUCCCAUUUGGCCCCAUCAAGAGCGUCAACCUUUCCUGGGAUCCGGUCACCAACAAACACAAGGGCUUUGCCUUCAUUGAGUAUGAGAUUCCAGAGGCAGCGCAGCUGGCACUGGAACAGAUGAAUGGGGUCAUGAUAGGAGGGAGGAAUAUCAAGGUAGUUGGACGUCCGAGUAAUAUGCCACAAGCUCAACCUAUUAUUGAGCAGCUUGCUGAAGAGGCCAAAAACUACAAUCGUAUUUACAUAGCAUCCAUCCAUACAGACCUCACAGAGGGAGAUAUCAAAAGUGUCUUUGAAGCUUUUGGUAAAAUUGUGUCUUGUAAAAUCAUCUCGGACAAUCCAAAAGGAGGAAAACACAAGGGCUAUGGCUUUAUAGAAUAUGAAACAUCUCAAGCAGCCUUGGAUGGAGUGACCUCUAUGAACUUGUUUGACCUUGGAGGUCAAUAUCUACGCGUUGGGAAGGCAAUCACCCCUCCGGAUGCUCUUCAACCAGCUUCAGGACCAGGCAGCCUUCCUACAGCAGCUGCCGUAGCAGCAGCUGCAGUGACAGCAAAAAUUACUGCAAUGGAUGCUCAACAACAAAUUAGUCAAGUACUUGCACCUCCAGGAGUAGCAACGCCUACUGGCCUUGGCACAAAGACUCCCGAGCGGGUAGUGCCGGAACCAGGUGUGGUAGAACCUACUACUCUUCACGGAGGUGGAAUGCCGAUGGGUGUAGCUGCACCUGCAAUCCCACCUCCUGGUGUUGUGAAUCCAGUACCUGGAGGUGGCAAUAUCCAGAUACCCCAGGUGUCAGGUCCCCCAUUACAGAUUCCACUUCCUCCUGGGGCACUCAGUCAGUUCCCUGCACAGGCUACCAAGGAGGAGGAGAAGAAGAAAAAACCAUCAGAGGAGGAUGUGGCUCAGACUCUCGACCAACAGGAGAACAUGAAGAUUAGUGGCAGCAAUGCCAGGCAUAUGGUCAUGCAGAAAUUGAUGCGCAAAUCAGAUUAUCGAGUAAUGGCAUUACGAAACAUGGUUGGACCAGAGGAUUUAGAUGAUGAACUAGAAAAUGAAGUGACAGACGAAUGUGGGAAAUAUGGUGUUGUGAAUCGUGUCAUUAUUUAUCAGGAAAAACAGAGUGAAGCAGAAGAUGCAGAAAUAAUUGUUAAAAUAUUUGUGGAAUUUUCAAAUCAAAAUGAGGUGGAAAAGGCGUGCCAGGCAUUAAAUGGACGAUUUUUUGGUGGUCGCAUUGUCACAGCAGAAAAAUAUGACCCAGACAUGUUCAAUGCGAAUGAUCUCUCAGGAUGAGUGCAUAAUAUUGCUAUAAUAUUGAUAGAAACUCUUUAGUAAGAAUCCAUAACCUGCCAGGAUUUGUUAAGGUCCAUGACAAUGGGAUGGAACAGGGCACACAAAGCCAGGAGAAGAGAUGUGAGAAGAAGACAGUAUCUACAAAAUGUAUACACUCCAAUCUCGCACAGACCCAUAGCUUCCUGGCUCUGUGCCAGAUACACACAAAGAAGUCAGCAUGUCCAUUGUAGACAAAAUUGAUUCCAGAUGGUAUGAUGUUGAGCAGGCAUACAAAUAAAACUAACAUAUCCCUGAAGAUCUUGCCUGUUCUGCACAGUAGUCUCUAUACAAACAGUGGACAUUGCCAUGCAGAUUCUGGGCGAGAACAACUUGCCUCCAAUAGGCAAAGGCCAUGGAUGAGUUGUAGGUCAGUUGAAGAACUGACAACUGACACACAAAGUGCUUGUAGGAUCAAUCAAGUGUGUUGGUAUGCGCAAGUCAUUCGGGUAGUGACCGUGGCUAUCCAAAUGACAAGGACACCGGUGUGUUGAUGAUCGAAACUCUAACUAGUGUUGGCUAGUAUCCUGUUUCUAGAAUGAAAGAUGUGUGCUGUAAAUCACUUCAGUUUUAAUUCAUUGAUACUUUCCUGCUCUUUCUUGAAAAUCAAGCGAAUCAAAAUACUUCAGAAAAACUUGUCAGCAAAAACACCAUACUCUUCUUGAACAUAUCAAUGUUUAAUACAUGGUAACUCGUUGAUAUUCAGUCAGUAACUCCUUCACAAUUUACAAAAGAUCCCAAAUCAUAUGAACUGAAUUAAAACAUUUUAUCGAUAUACUUGCUCAAAUUAAGAUUUACAUUAUAUGUAUAUUGAAUUUGGUAAACAGACUACUACCUUUAAAUAUUAGCAAGGAAAUUGAUGCUAUCAGUACUUUACAUGAAGGAAUUAUCUAGCUUUAAGUAUAAAUGAUUGACAGUAGUAAGUACCUUCUUAAAGCAAGUUAAUUUAAUUUCUUGAAUGAAUCUGGAUAAGUGAAUUCCAAAAAUAGAGGAGAGGUGUUAAGUAAAGAAUGUAUCCUAAUAAGUUUUUGGAAAUCAGUGGGAUUGUAUUUCUCUAAGGCAUAUAGGAGCUAUUACUUUAUCCAUGGAAGUGAUGUUCGAGUUUUACUUUCAAUUCUCAAAAUGAACAUAAAUGUGCAGUCUAAGGUCUAAUACAAAUAAAUUUUCAUUCUUUAAAUUUUAAAGAUUGAUAUGUUGCCAAAGUUUCUAGAUUGUAGUGAUUACUUUAUGAAGAUUUUAAAUUGGUUGAUUACUACAUAAUGUAUUAAACAUUUCUUAAAUCAUUUUCAUCUUCAUCAUAAAAGAAUGUGGAUGUGAAUGGGAUAUGAAUGUGUGAAGAUGAUAUGGUACAAGAUGACUUGACUGGUAACCAGUAAAUAUUUCUCAUUGUUGUGUGUGACACAUUUAGUGACAUUGAUGUAUUCUCUACCAUUUCAUCCAACUCCACAUCAAUGCAUUUGUUUUGGUACAAGUGAAUAUUUUUAUUGUGUCAUUUGUUUUCAUCAAUGCAUUUGUUUUUGUACAAUUGUACACUUUGAUCAUGUAGUUUUGUUUUCGCUUGGUCACAGAAAGAAUGAUAAAACCUGUUGUUAAUAAUGUUAUGUGGUACAUUUUAAAAUAUAGUUGAACAAAAUUUUUUAAAAAGACUGAAAGGCAACCGAGUCCUAUUUUCAUGCUUCGCUACAAAACCAAAAUGAAUUUUGAUGACAGGCUAGUUUAUGUGUGAUAACACUAUUUCACUGUUUGGAAUAUUUUAAAUUUUUUGUAUAGAUGACUGUAGCCUCUAAAUCAGUUAUAUAUAUUUCAAGUUUAUCAUUUUAUUGAAACCUCAGAACAUUUAAUUCAAAAACAAAAAGAGAACAAAUUCAAUUGGUGCAAUAAUGUGUUCUGAUCAGCUCCAAAUUGGCGAUUAUUUUAAAAGCACCUAUAUAGUGUUUUUCAGUAUGUAUGCCCCUGUCAUUUAUGGAGACACAUUAAGAGUUGUCUAUGUCUCGCACGUCCAUUGCCAAAUCACUGAAAUCACUAAAUUUGGAUUUUGAUAAAAUGUAUUAAAACCAAGACAAUCUACAACAAAACUUUUGAUGAGUGUAUAACAGAUUCGAUUGUCAAUGCUUAUAUAAAUAUUUUGAACAAUGAUACUUAUUUGCCUAGAGUGAGGGCAUUUGUCUUUAGAUGUUUUUUUUUUAACUUAACUUAAACAUUAUCAUUAUUAACAAAAAUUGUUUUUAAAUUAGCAGAGGUUAACCAGUCGCAUUUCCCUUCAGAGACUUGAAAUAAAUGGUAUAUCAUUCUCAUAAAUGCCAUAAAGAAAUUGUAUCACCUGUGUGGUGGUUUUCAUGUGUCAUUGAAACUGAUAUUGUCUGUUAUAUACCUGCAUUUUCCGCAAGGAUAAAUGUAAGAAUUUGUUACUUAAUAAAACAAAAUAUGAUUGUU
This is a messenger RNA of Ylistrum balloti, 4360 nucleotides long. Its product is annotated as poly(U)-binding-splicing factor PUF60-like. The transcript has 14 exons. Gene Ontology annotation, biological process: mRNA splice site recognition; alternative mRNA splicing, via spliceosome; regulation of alternative mRNA splicing, via spliceosome. Lineage: Eukaryota; Metazoa; Mollusca; Bivalvia; Pectinida; Pectinidae. Gene Ontology annotation, molecular function: RNA binding. Bases 428 to 1891 code for a protein of 487 amino acids. Gene Ontology annotation, cellular component: precatalytic spliceosome; catalytic step 2 spliceosome. The record is from RefSeq and is a predicted model, not a curated record.